AUGAGUGAUGCAUGUGAUGCAUGCUCACGUCUUGGGUUUCAAUGUUCAUUUACCCAACCAGCGGUAUUGGAUGGGGAGCAGACAAACACUACGCCUACCCCUCGGAAGAGAGGAGCGCGAGCCUGUGAUACCUGCAGAUUACAGAGAUCAAAAUGCUCUGGAGAAAGCUCGGGCUGCGAACGUUGUGUGAAUUUAGGCCUUCGCUGCCAUUAUUCGCUAUCAGUUCGUAGGUACAAAGCAGCCGACGUCAGGCGAAAUAGUACUCUAUCGGAAGAAAGUAUCCUCCCCCAGCGCUCACAGAGAGACCAUGGUUUCGGCAGUCCAAGAUCUACUGGAGAAUCUCCACAGAAAUCUCUGGAGGUAAUCUUGAGGUGUGAUAGGGAAAUCGCACGGCAGCAUGUUGACGCCUACUUCAAGUACAUAUAUCCCAUACCGUUGUUUAGUUUCCUACAUCACGCGGAUUUCUUACGCUGCUACGUACAGGGGAAGUUGUCCCCGGCCUUACUUCUUGCCGUGUGCGGAGCAGCAUCGCGAUUUAUUGGACGGGCUAGCAAACAUCCAGAAAGAUCCAAAGUUUGGAUUGAACGAGCAGAGGUUAUGGUGUUCCAAACUUUGGGGAAACCAACUAUUGAGAUCAUUCAAGCGUUGAUGAUUGUUUCCCUCUUCCACGCUCACAACCAUCAGAACAGCAAAACUUUCCAUUACUUUGCUCUCUCAGUUCGGAUGGCACUGUAUCUUAAAUUGCAUAAAGACGAACAUGGACUUUCUUUCGUUGAGGCAGAAUGCCGACGUCGGCUACUCUGGAGUAUGUUCAUACAAGACCGUUUUCAUGCAGGCGGUAUCCCCGAAUACAUCUUGCUUCCAGUGUCCAUUCUAGAUCACAUUCGACUUCCUUGCGUUGACCAGUAUUUCAAUGGAGAUAUAGCGGUCACGACCACGACUCUUCAUGCAUCAGUAGACCCCGAUGCGGCGUUCUCGAUGUCUGCAAUGCUUCUGCGUCUUUUCGAUAUCCGCAAUCGGAUCCUUCAGUACACAAAACCUUUAUUGGACAAUUCAAUCAGCCCUGAGAUGUCUCUCCCACAAUUCCAGUCCUUCGAACAGGAGCUAGAUCUGUUUAGUUGCUCUUUGCCUCCAGAGCUUCAAUUUAGUGUUCGGGAGUUCCAGCUUCGAGCUUUCUCACCAGAAAGCACAACCUUUAUUGUUCUUCAAAUCUAUUAUCAUCACUGUCAUUGUGAGCUUUAUCGACUCCUCAAUCCUGGAUAUCGUGAGGCUCUUCCUCACUCUAUCGUUCAGUCAACAUCUGCCGAAUUCGUUGCAUAUGCACAAAGCAAAUGCCUCGAACACGCAGUUUCCAUAGGAGAAAUUGUUGUAACGAUUAACGGUCUCGCCGGAGGAGGCCCAUUCGUUACGGAUACCAGCUGUUUCGUGGCCCUGUAUCAAGCAUCCUGCGCAAUUCUC
Aaosphaeria arxii CBS 175.79 is the source of this 1458-nucleotide messenger RNA. RefSeq lists its product as uncharacterized. The record is from RefSeq and is a predicted model, not a curated record. NCBI's taxonomy places the organism in Eukaryota, Fungi, Ascomycota, Dothideomycetes, Pleosporales. Gene Ontology annotation, biological process: DNA-templated transcription; regulation of DNA-templated transcription. Gene Ontology annotation, molecular function: DNA-binding transcription factor activity, RNA polymerase II-specific; DNA binding; zinc ion binding. The transcript is spliced from 4 exons. The annotation marks the transcript as partial. Gene Ontology annotation, cellular component: nucleus.